CGUUUGGCUCCAACAACGUGUGGUUACAAGAAAUGCAACUUUUGGGUACAAUUUAAUUGUCGGGUCUUGUUUAUCUUUUGCUAAGAAUAUUUGGACUUUUGGGAAGUUUCAUUCUUUGUGAUGCGAAGAAGGAAAUGAUCCAUUUCAGAAGUGGCAAGGUUAGAGACCAGAAGAGUUCAAGAAGCAACAUAAUUUAUACAUGUUUUGAAAGCGCGAAAGAGAUUGAUUAGAGGGAAGGAAAAAGAUGACAGUUGAAGUGGAAGUUAAUACUAAUGAUAAGAAGAAUGUAUUAGUUGGUAUUCGAAUGGACAGCCAAAGCAGAGAGCUACUCAUCUGGGCUCUUGUGAAAGUAGCUAAGCCUGGAGAUUGCGUGGUUGCGGUUCAUGUUUGUCGAAGUCCUGAUCAGGCUUCGGAAAACAAGAACUUGUUGGAUGAUUAUCUUGAAGUAUAUGGAGGACUAUGUACUGUAAAGAAGGUUAGUCUCUCCGGUCGGAUCUUCGUUGGAAGUUCAAUCCGAAAGGUUCUGGUGAGAGAGGCAAAGAGCCAUGCUGCUGGGGCCGUAGUUGUAGGGAUAAGCAAGCAAAGUGCUCUCGGGAGUUGGGCUUCCAUGGCCAAAUAUUGCACCAAGAGACUGCCUGCAACGACCGAUGUUUUGGCCAUCCACAAUGGGAAAAUUGUCUUCAGAAGGUUCGCCAAUAAUCAGCUAUCAGGUCUCAAAGGGGUUCCAAAACCAAACUUCAAUCUAAGAGAAGUUCCUGCUUCGAAAGAAUGCCGAUCUGAAUUUGGUGACUCCGAGGCAGAGUCUGAGAGAUCUGUUUCUGAAGUAAUUCAAAACUCCAGAGACGGUUUAAGACAUGUUGGUGAAGGCUUAAAGAAUGAAGUUUUCAACCUUUUUCGUGAAAGAAACAAACUUCCAUUGAUAUCGACUUCUUUAUACAUAGGAGACCCUUCAGAGCAGAGGCUUGGUUGGCCAUUACUCCCUAGAACUAGUUCAUCGAUUCCAAAAGCCCUACCUAGAAGAAAAAUGUCAGUGGUGCAAUGGGUAAUGAGCUUACCAGAUCGUUCCCCACAGCUAAGUCCUCAUUGUUCAACCAUUAAAGAAUGCCCAUCAGAAAGAGAUCUUGGCGAGAUUUUGGAUGAGAAUACUCAAAAUGGUGGAUCUGCAUUGCGUGUGCUACCAAGAGGCUUGGAGGAUUUCCUCAAAACCGACUCAUCAGGUUGCAAACGCUUCGGUCGUGAGGUUCUGAAGACUUCAACUUCUCAAUUCUCCUCAGGUAAGUACCAUUUUAUCCUGAAUUACUCAUCAAAUCUCUUUUCCCUUCAGGCUUAUGCUCUCCAUGAAUAUACCGCUUCUGUGACAGAAAAAAUGAUUGGUAAAGGAGGUUGUAACCAUGUAUAUAAGGGAGUUCUUCCAGACGGCAAGCCAGUGGCAGUAAAGAUUCUGAAGUCAACCAAAGAAGCAUGGAAGGAUUUUGCCCUUGAAGUUGAUAUCAUCUCCUCGUUGAAGCACAAAAACAUCAUGUCCUUGCUCGGGGUCUGCAUUGAAGAUAAUGCUUUAAUCUCGGUUUAUGACUUCCUGUCUAAAGGAAGCUUAGAGGAAAACCUACAUGGUAAAAACAAGGAUAAAUCUGUAUUAUCAUGGGAAGUGAGAUUUAAUAUAUCUGUAGGGACAGCUGAAGCUCUAAAUUAUCUACAUAAUGAAUGUUCUCAGCCUGUUAUUCAUAGAGAUGUAAAGUCUUCAAACAUUCUUCUCUCCGAUGAUUUUGAGCCGCAGUUAUCUGAUUUUGGGCUUGCAAUAUGGGGACCAACAAAUUCAUCAUUUGUUACUCAAGGCGAUGUGGUUGGAACAUUUGGUUACCUUGCACCUGAAUAUUUCAUGUAUGGGAAAGUAAGUGACAAGAUUGAUGUGUAUGCCUUUGGUGUAGUCCUUCUUGAGUUGUUAACAGGAAGAAAAUCAAUUGGUCCUGAGACUCCCAAAGGACAAGAGAGCUUGGUCAUGUGGGCAAAGCCAAUAAUAGAGAGUGGAAAUGUGAAAGGCAUAUUGGAUCCAAAUUUGGAUGGAAAAUAUGAUGAGGUUCAGUUGCAGAGAAUGGUUCUAGCAGCAACCCUCUGCAUCACACGGUCAGCUAGACUUCGCCCUAAAAUGAGUCAGAUUCUGAAGCUUCUAAAAGGGCAUAAGUAUGAUGAAGAAUUGGUUGACUCCCGAAAUGGUAAUAUAAAGGAUUCAGAAAACCAGGACAAUAAUGACGAUGAGGUUUAUCCAAAAUCUAGCACAGAGUCACAUUUGAGUCUCGCAUUGCUUGAUGUUGACGAUGAUACCAUAUCAUAUAGUAGUAGUGUGGAUCGGAGCAACAGUCUUUCUUCAGAGGAAUAUUUGAAAGGAAGAUGGAGCAGAUCAUCCAGCUCUGAUUAGCUUUUGUUGUACUUGAACAGAAGAAGAAAAAUAUUAGCUCUAGUUUUACUUUUUGCAAAAAUAUAAAAGGGUGGACUUUGUCAGAUCGGUAGUUUGUACUUGUACAGUUAGGGGAAAAAUGUUGGCACCCGACAGUGAGGUGGUUUGCAGAUGUAAAACGUAUAAAUCCCAUGUAAUGUAAUACACGAAAUAGAAUAUGCUGGAGCUUGGGAUGCUUAA
Molecule: messenger RNA, 2632 nt
Organism: Juglans regia (Persian walnut)
Lineage: Eukaryota; Viridiplantae; Streptophyta; Magnoliopsida; Fagales; Juglandaceae
Product: probable serine/threonine-protein kinase PBL5
Exons: 9
Coding region: 245-2413 (722 amino acids)
Biological process (GO): protein phosphorylation
Molecular function (GO): protein kinase activity; ATP binding
Source: RefSeq, a predicted model, not a curated record